AUUUAUGAAAAUAUUGUUGCUUUUAGCAUAUUUUUUAUAUGUCUAAGCCGAAUGCUGUAAAUAUAUUUGAUGUAGAACUUUAGACUAUAAUCAAUAUGGAGUAUUACACUUCUGUGAUGAAUGUUGUUAUUGGUAUGAUGGUGAUUGGUAUUGUGAAACAUAUCAGUAUUGUUACACUUUUAUUGCAAUCACUGUAUCAAUAUGGAUUUUGAUAUGUUUAAUCUAUCUUAGUCUUUAUUUCUAUGUUAGAAAUAAGACCAUCUAGAGAAUAACUCUUAUUCAUAAUCGAUCAGCUAAAGCAUAAAGAGAAAAUAUUGUUUAAGAGACUUCAAAAAAAAAUGAAAUACAAAAUUAAACUAUUGAAGUAGCAACCAUGGAUGUACAAAUUUCAAAUGAUUAAUUAUGA
Paramecium sonneborni is the source of this 406-nucleotide messenger RNA. The record is from the annotation of a GenBank genome assembly. Lineage: Eukaryota; Ciliophora; Oligohymenophorea; Peniculida; Parameciidae.